Messenger RNA from Conger conger (European conger), 1880 nucleotides. RefSeq names its product inositol-trisphosphate 3-kinase B. Gene Ontology annotation, cellular component: nucleus; cytoplasm. NCBI's taxonomy places the organism in Eukaryota, Metazoa, Chordata, Actinopteri, Anguilliformes, Congridae. The transcript is spliced from 7 exons. The record is from RefSeq and is a predicted model, not a curated record. Gene Ontology annotation, molecular function: inositol-1,4,5-trisphosphate 3-kinase activity; inositol tetrakisphosphate kinase activity. Gene Ontology annotation, biological process: inositol phosphate biosynthetic process. Bases 10 to 1335 code for a protein of 441 amino acids.
AGUGUGGAAAUGGAGGGCGCAGAGGGCGGGAGAGCGGACUGGGAGAGGCGCAAACGAUGGACCAGGACUGGGAGAAAAGCGAGGGGAGUGGAGCUGAAGGAGCAGAGCGGAAGUGAGGCAGACGGGGAGCAGGACGAGGCCCGGGCGUCCGGAGCGGAGCGCGGGCCGGAGCGCUCCCCGGAGGGAGAGACGGAGAAGAGGGGCUCGAUCAGUCACAUCUUCCUCUCCCGUAUGCUCAUUAACUCCUCCGCCUCGUCCUCGUCUUCCUCCUUCACCUACACCUCUGACGAGAGCGACGACGUCUUCAGCGAGAAAGAGGACACCGCGACGAGGAGGCAGAAUAUGAGGAAGAGUCAUUCCUGGAAAACAUUUAUAACCAUGAUCCAAUGGCCAAUGCGUAAACAGAGUUCCUGGGUACAGCUGGCAGGACACCAAGAUAAUUUCCAGCCCAGUGAGGGAGGGGAGGUUCUGAAGCGGUACAAUGCUGUGGAGAAUUCCUGUUUGCAAGCUCUUAUGAAGGACUCCCUGCGGCAGUUUGUCCCGUCCUACUACGGUUUGACCAGCAGAGGGAGUGAGAGCUAUAUCCGAUUAGAAGAUCUACUGAGUGGUCUCGCCUGCCCGGUCAUAAUGGAUUGUAAAAUGGGUAUCAGAACCUACCUGGAAGAAGAGUUAGCCCGGGCACGCUCCAGUCCUUGCCUGCGCGCCGAUAUGUACCAGAAGAUGGUGAAAGUAGACCCAACAGCUCCUUCCGCGGAGGAGCACACACAGGCCGGCGUGACAAAGCCACGCUACAUGCAGUGGAGGGAUAGCAUGAGCUCGACUUCAACGCUGGGCUUCAGGAUCGAAGGGAUUACAGGGGAGGACGGAAGAAUUCUUCGGGACUUCAAGAAGACCCGAAGCCUGGACCAGGUGACCGACGCCCUCCUGUCCUUCACCAAGAGGCGGUCACACAUCCUGGAAGCAUACCUGUCCAGACUACACGCUCUCAGUGAAGCCCUGAAAGAGUCUGAGUUCUUCAACACCCACGAGAUAAUCGGCAGCUCUCUUCUCUUUGUCCAUGACCGCACCGACAAGGCCAACAUAUGGAUGAUCGAUUUUGCGAAGACCACCCCUCUUCCUUCCGGUGUGCAUCUGAAGCACGACGUUCCCUGGGUGGAAGGCAACCGAGAGGAUGGGUACAUAAUCGGGCUGUCCACCCUCACCUCGUUGAUGAAAGAAGCUCUCCAAGCUCUUGGACAAUAUCAGGAUGAGCGUAACACUCCUGCUCAGGCCGACCGUCAGACAGGGACACAGGGUGGAGCACAGACGGGCGACGCCGUUCGCGACCACGUUUAAAACCUACAGCAGGAGCGGUGCAUGCGGUCACCGUGCCGGUACCUUAGGCAAACGGACCAUCGCCGAAACCGGACUGAGCUGAAGAGCGACCGCUGACGGAAUCCAGCAGAACUUUGCCCCCCCCUUGGAGCGAUACGGGGUUAGCGGGAGUACCAUGUCGAAACGGUACACAGGCCUGCUGACUGGAUAAAGUGAAAGGAUGACUGGGUAGAUUUAACCAUGACUGUCCUUGGAACAUCAACCAUGUUGAUCUCAGAGAAAAAAAGAAAAAAAAAGAUCUGAUGUUCAUGCACACGCCACUCUGGCAAGCAGACAACCAGGAAAAGAUUUCAGUUUCCAGGGCAACAGAGGCUGAGUCUAGGUCCAAGACAAUAAAAAUGAGUAGGUGCACUGUACUGGGAGAGUUCUACAUUUGGUGUGGUAUGGUGUGAAACACAGCUGUUUAACCAGACAUUAUAUAAAAAAUAAACAGUAUUAUUAUCGUAUAUUAAAUGCAUGCUGCAGGGCGGCAGAGCUGUAGAAUGGUAAUGAAAUGGCAUGUUAAA